Protobothrops mucrosquamatus (brown spotted pit viper) is the source of this 1109-nucleotide messenger RNA. RefSeq names its product cutC copper transporter (gene CUTC). Lineage: Eukaryota; Metazoa; Chordata; Lepidosauria; Squamata; Viperidae. The record is from RefSeq and is a predicted model, not a curated record. The transcript is spliced from 9 exons. The coding region runs from base 69 to 824 and encodes 251 amino acids. Gene Ontology annotation, molecular function: copper ion binding.
UUUUUAGAAUAAUCCUUUGUGUAACUUAAGACUAAGUUCAGUGAAUUCAGUGGUUUUUGAUCCCAGGAAUGGCCAAUGGUUUUCUCAUGGAAGUAUGUGUUGAUUCAGUGGAAUCUGCCAUUAAUGCUGAAAGAGGAGGUGCUGGUCGCCUUGAAUUAUGUGCCAAUCUGAUGGAGGGAGGAAUUACACCAAGUAUCGGUCUUUUGCAAGUAGUAAAGCAAUGCACAAGAAUCCCCAUAUUUGUGAUGAUCCGACCCCGUGGUGGAGAUUUCCUCUACUCUGACCGGGAAAUAGAAGUGAUGAAAGCUGACAUCCAACUUGCCAAGCAGUAUGGAGCGGAUGGGCUGGUAUUUGGAACUUUGACUGAGGAUGGCUAUGUGGACACGGAGCUCUGCACGGCACUGCUUGCUGCUUCUCGCCCUUUGCCAGUCACCUUCCACAGAGCUUUUGACAUGGUCUGUGAUCCUGUAACAGCCAUGGAAACACUGAUAUCCAUAGGUUUUGAACGGGUGCUAACUAGUGGUUGUGACAGCUCUGCCUUGGAGGGGCUGCCCUUGAUAAAGCGGCUGAUAGAACAGGCAAAGGACAGGAUCAUUAUUGUACCAGGGGGAGGCAUAACAGAGAGAAACCUACAAAGAAUUUUAGAAGGCUCUGGUGCUUCUGAGUUUCACUGCUCAGCUCGCUCAGCCAAGAACUCAGGCAUGAAGUUCAGGAACUCCAGUGUUAAGAUGGGAACCUCCCUCUCCACACCUGAGCAUUCUAGCAUGGUGGCAGAUGUGACUAAAGUGAGGACCCUGAAUGCCAUUGCAAAGAACGUCCUGUAGAAUAAGAAGAGGCAAUGGGACAAGAUGACCUACUAUCCUCUGACUUCCCCAUUCCUUAACUAUAGACAUUUCAGUAGUGUUUGGAUCAGUCCAAUGAAGAUGCUGGUGUGUGUUUUUCUCCUCUUCCCAUUUCCUAGUCUUCAUUCAAGGAGUCUUUUCAUUAAAUAGUGUGAAAUCAUUUGUCUAUGAGGAGCAAACUCUAGGGAGGCAUGACACUAGCUAAAGAGGCAUUCAUCACUAGGUGAAACUCUUUUAGACUUUUACUUUUCAAAUAAAUGCUGAAGC